Glossina fuscipes is the source of this 2033-nucleotide messenger RNA. RefSeq names its product transmembrane protein 164. The transcript has 4 exons. Bases 471 to 1625 code for a protein of 384 amino acids. Lineage: Eukaryota; Metazoa; Arthropoda; Insecta; Diptera; Glossinidae. The record is from RefSeq and is a predicted model, not a curated record.
UUAGUUCGCUAUUGUAUUAACAGCUAUAUGCUGAUCAAGUUGUCAUCAAUUAAUCGAAAUAUAUUUUUACAAGCCAGUGUAGAUAGAAAUCUUUCUCUUUCCGUCUAAGUAUACUGGAUAGGGCUUGAGUGUAAACAAAUAUCGUAGUAAGGGAAAAAUUGUCGCUCCUUAAUUUUUAAAAAAAUUUUUGGCUGCUAUCCAAUCAAAUGGGACGAAUUUUUCAAAAAUUCACCUAAAAAAUGCUUAUUAUAAACAAUAUUCUUACAUAUAAGCACGCAUGCACAUAUACAUCGUAGAUUAUAAUUGUGAUAAUGUGCUCUGCUAAUUUUCAGGAGAAAACAAAAAUCAACAAAGCAUCGCAAGUGCAGUAGCCACUCAGAUUAACGGCAAGAGACGUUGUUGUUGUUGUUGUUUUUGUUGUUACAUGACAUCUGCCAUCGUUUACAGAGUUUAUACGCAAAUAUAUAAACAUGGAUUGGAGCUGGGCCAUAGAAGGUGUUAACAACGAUGUGCCACGCACCAUGGGACCCGAAUGUGAAAAUUAUAUGUCGAAUGAACGACGUUGGACGGAGGUGGUAAUAGUGAGUUUGGGCUGCCUCUGGAUAUUACGUUGGGCUAGUAAACGGGCAGAUCCUAUUUCUCUUCCUUGUGCAAGCAAAUUGAAUCAGUCGCACUCAACAGGCCGUUUACUGCUCAUGUUACUAAUGACUUUCGUAUUUGGCAUAGAGAUGGGUUUCAAAUUUGCCAAUAAGUCUGUGAUAUUCGUAUUGAACCCUUGCCAUAUCCAAACAUUGGUGCAAAUUUAUAUUUUAGCGGCCAAGCCUAGCAAAGCAACCGUAGCUUUAUUUAGAAUACAAAUGAAUAAUUUGAACGGACCAUUGUUAGCGUUCAUAUUCCCGGAAGUAGAAAGCCGCACAUUGCCCUUUGAGCAAGCCACCUAUUGGUUGCAACACGCCUUGCUUUACAUAGUACCCGUAUAUAUCAUUAGAAAUGGGAUUUAUGAAGUUGAGGAUAUUUACGACUUUAAUUGGGUCACGAUAGGCGUAAUGAUUAUGUUGCUUUAUCAUUUUGUCGUAUUAAAUGCCAUUUCUAUAGCUAGCGGAGUUAAUUUAAAUCAUAUGUUGUGUGCGGCUGUGACCGAUCCGUUUGAGGGUCAAAAUUAUCGCAUUGCUGCUGUGAUACAUGAGUCUAUUUUAUGCCCGAUUCUCAAUAAAGUGACUGUGCUCUUAUAUUGUAAUAAGCAAACAAUGAAAUCAAAUUUACUACGAAAGCAUACUUACAACCAAAACACAAGUACAAUAAUAAAUGAUAAUAAUUUGUCAAAAGAUGAAUUACUUUAUCAUCAACAUUAUGAGUUAACAGAAAAAACAACAACAGAAGGGACAUCAUCGCAGCAACAACAACAACAACAACAACAUCAUCAUCAUUUACCGCCCUUAAAUGUUACCGAAGAAUGUAUAGUUAAGCAGCGUAAACAUAAUAUAAGCGAAGAUAAUGAUAUUGAUAUUAGAAUUCAAGAACAACAACAUCAGACGCUCUUAGCUGAUGUCGAAAGCGAAAGGGAAUUAUUAAAAAAUUCGUCUACAACUGCCAAGUGCAACAUGUCCGCUACAAAAGUUGAUUAGUAUUUAUUAAGCAAAGUUAAUUACAAUCCGAAAUCUAUAAACAUUCAAAAUGUCAAUCUUCUUCGUCUAUUUGUUUCUCUUGUUAUAGUAUGUGAUGCGGAAAUUUGGGUUGUACAAUUAUAAUAAUAUGUAUGCAUUCUAGAUGUGCAUAAAUGUACGUUUAAGAGCGCAUAGCUAAGAUAGGAAAAAAUAAUUCGUUAAACAAAAAACCCAAAACAAAUACAUUAUUUUAUGUUCUCGCGUUUUGUUAUUUCCUGUAUAUAAAUAUGUAUGUUAAUUAAAAAACAAAACAAAACAAAACAAAAAAAAUCCAUUAUAUAAAAAUAUUUAAAGCAAUAUGUAUUUUAAUAUUAAUAAUAAUAUGGCCUUAAUAAUAAAUGAGUCUCUUUAGCAGAGUCUUAAUAAGUA